AUUUUGACAAGAAUUAUUCCUUUACAUUUUCGAUACUAAUUUGUGUGUAUGUUUUGGUCAUCUGUACAGUGAACAUACAAAAAGGCUGAGGGAGGACGCUGUGACGUCGCUUGGCUAGCGUGAUGGCGCCGCCGUUCUUAGCCUGCUUGCUGCCCGCCAAAUUUUAACGCCACGCUAGACGCGCUUCUCCUUUGCAAGCUCCCACUUCGACUAGCAAGGUAAAUUUCGACACACCGCCGCCCCGGCAUGCAUCACAGCCCAUCGAAUUCUUAUGGAAGGGCUGCGGUACACGAUGGAAAUCGAUGAAAAUGCCCCCGAGCGGGACGCGGCUCUCUCAUCCAGCCCGCUUAGCGACGCCGACAGCAGCUCCGGCAGCGACUCCGAUGAGCAGCCCAAGAUCGAAUGGCUUGCGACGGGCCGCGAGCGCCGGUCCACGGCGGGAAAUCGCAUGAAGUCGAUGCUCGCGAACGAAGAGGAACCAGAUUCGGAUUUGGAGCUGCUCUUUGCUGAGCAGGGCGACGACCAGGGCUUCUCGGACGUCGACGCGGCGGCUUCAGACGACCAGAUGGACUCAUCAUCCGACGAGGAAGAUAAUAAUAAUAAUAAUGACGCGGAAGAUCUGGAGGGAGAAAGGGAACUGGAACGACAGGUCAAAGAACGCCGUGCGGCACAGCGAAAGCGCAAAGCGCAAGAAGCGAUCCCUGUCAAGUUUCGUAAACGAGUUCGCAUCGAUACAGCUUCUGUGUCAUCGUCUGCCACAGCACGGCCGAAGAAGAAGUCUGAACGAGCCAGCUGGUUACCAGCAGUAGCCGACAUGCCAACACGAGCCUCAUCGCGAAAAACGACACGAAUCUCAAAAGAGCAGCUCCAUCAGCAAAUGGUGGAGCGCGAAGCGCGACGAUUGAAGCAACUAGCCCAGAUGGAAAAGAAACAAGCCAAAUUGGAAGCGAUGAAGAAGCCGCAAAUGACACAAGAAGAUAGGUUGCGAGAAGCAGCGAUCGUCGAAGAGCGCAACAGCAAAAGUCUGAACCGAUGGGAAGAGGCAGAGAAGCAGCGCGAAGAGGAACGACUGGCAAAGCUUGCAGCGCUAAAUAACAGAACGUUGAAGGGACCAGUCAUCACAUUUUGGAGCGGUGUUGGCCGCGUCGGCGACGGUUGGCUGAAGAAUGAAGGCUACCACUUUAUGAUUGAAGAAAAGCCAAAGAGGAAGCCAAAGCCACCAAAAGGAAAAGACAAGGAUAAUGAAAAAGGAAAGGAGGACGACGCUACAACGACUACAGAAGCCGGAGAUGCACCGAAGGGGGCUUUUAACCCGGACGACAAAAGUGUUAUUGUAGUGAAGCAGGAAGAUACAGCAGCCAAGGGUACGCCAGCACCGCAGACAGAAGACCAAACACCAAAACCUAAUACAGAGGUCGGCCAGCCAGAAGUAGCCACAAAUGGGGAUGCCAUGGUUAUUGAUGAGCCCGUCCCCAAAAAUGUGACGGAGAACACUGUGGAAGGGGCAGAGAAAACUACAGCAGCUGAAACGGACAAGCCUACGGAUAAGAACACAGAUGAUAAUUCCGCAGGGGCAGAACCGACGGCGACAUCAGAAGCUGAGAAACCAAACAAGGCGGAUGACCAGCCCGAGAAACCCACUUCUCCUCAAAAUGCAGCUGGGGCGGAAUCGAAAUCGAUUGAGGAGUCAACGCCAGCAGCAGCCAAGGAGAUUGAGCCAGAGUCGACAGCACCAGAUGCUAAACCAGAGUCCAAAACGGAUACCGCCGCUGACGAGACUCAACCGAAACCUUCAACGGAAGCGACUGGCGAGGCGUCAGUAGAAUCGAAAGACGCAAACACCACUGAAUCACAAGACGUCGCCAUGGCGGACGCUGCACCCGCUACAGUGACGGAAACAACCACCCCAGUACCCCCCCAACAGCCAGUGUCUUCUACAGAAACACCCAAGGAAGAUCAAGUGGUCGGUACACCACAAGCAACCGAUCCUGCGCAAUCUAUGGGACCCGAGUCGGUUCCUGUAAGCAAACUUACUAGCCAGCUCCCCUCCGAAGCGGCAACUCCUGUGGCAACAGCCCCAGAAGACACAUCGACAGGCGAGGCAACAACACGCAAUGCCAUCAUGUUCCAAAACUUCCAUGAGCCCGCCAUCCGAGAUAAGCAAACGCAGACGAUGCUGCUGUUUGGCCGCAAAAUGUCCAAGUUGCCCAAGCAGCCGCCGCCAGCGAUAUGCGGUGUGACCAACACGCUCGCACGUUACCGCGAUCCUGUCACCAAGAUUCCUUUUGCGACGGCAGCCGCGUAUGUCGAGCUACAGCGCCUGCAGAGUAGCCAGUACCAAUGGAGCAAGCUGUUGGGCUGCUGGGUUGGAAGCGGUACCGUCGCUGCCAAGGGCGUUCCAGAGCGUUUCUUGCGUACGGCAAGAUGCCCAACACUCGAAGAAGUAGAGCGCAUCCGAGCCAAAAAGGAGCAGAGAAUCGCAGCCGAGAAGGCAGAGAAGGAAAAGGCAAAUGAGCUGGAAAAAGCCGAAAAAGAGAAAAAGAAGGCCGCUGCCAAGGACAAGAAAAAGGGCGAUGCUGCUUCUGCGGCUGCCAAGACGGAGGGAACAGCAGAUGAUCCUACUGCUGCUACUGCUGCUGCGCCUGUAGAGGUAACUGCGCAGUAGGGAGAGAUGUAUGUACUAUUACGACCAUGUAGCAUUGUACCAACAGAAAUGAUAUCACGACUCUGUAUUACACGGAGAACAAAGAACAACAAGUCACACGAUUUUUAUCUUGAUC
[Torrubiella] hemipterigena is the source of this 2780-nucleotide messenger RNA. NCBI's taxonomy places the organism in Eukaryota, Fungi, Ascomycota, Sordariomycetes, Hypocreales, Clavicipitaceae. The record is from the annotation of a GenBank genome assembly.